Messenger RNA from Colletotrichum truncatum, 798 nucleotides. RefSeq lists its product as uncharacterized. The record is from RefSeq and is a predicted model, not a curated record. Lineage: Eukaryota; Fungi; Ascomycota; Sordariomycetes; Glomerellales; Glomerellaceae.
AUGGACGGACAUGCCAGUCACACUCUGUAUAUCUGGCCGCAAGGAUUCUAUCCUCGUCGAGUGGUCUACUAUCUCAUCAUCAAAGGACUGGCUACUCCCGCCGGAAUAUUCCAGGGCAAGAGUGCAACAGCGUCUCUCAAGCUGAGCCUUAUAGCCUACAAUCCUGAUACCAAAACUCUCGAUUCUAUCGAUGUCGAUGAUCCCAAGCCUGCCGACAAGACUAUCCCAUGCAUGCGCAUCGUCGACUCCAGCAAGGGCACAACACACUGGAUACAUGAAAGCACCGCUAUUCCAGCUUACCUAGAGGACGCGUAUACAGAACUUCCGCCUCUUCAAAGCAGCGAUAUCGUUAACAGAGCCAUCAUGGGUGACAUCAUUCUUGCCAUCAACGCCGCGCAAGAUGACUUUAGCUAUUACCUUCGCCAUGCGUCGCCGAUAGCCUGCAAAUUCUCUGGACUGGAUGAAAAAGAUAGAGACUACAGAGCUGCGCUCAACGCCAAAGCGCAAAUGAACAAAGGGCUUCGGAAAGUGCAGAAUUGGGCUGCAGAAUCACUUCGCGAGAGUGGAUGGCUGACUCCUGGAAUCACAACACCAGGUCUAGCGGAUGUGUGCCUCGCAGGAUGGGUCCGUUAUAUCUGGUUAGCGUACGAGUUUGAUGUGCUUGAAGGGGAGAAUCUAGAUGGAUUGAGAGAAUGGUGGACUCGUUUUCAAAACCUGCCUUGGUGGAAGGAGAUGGAGGAGAUUGAGGAGGUUCACCCUAAAGACUUGAGAUUUGGAAGAAAAAGCCUAGAUGUUUGA